Culicoides brevitarsis is the source of this 1454-nucleotide messenger RNA. It is a transcript of the gene Sce, whose product is annotated as E3 ubiquitin-protein ligase RING1. The record is from RefSeq and is a predicted model, not a curated record. Gene Ontology annotation, molecular function: chromatin binding; ubiquitin protein ligase activity. The coding region runs from base 115 to 1284 and encodes 389 amino acids. The transcript is spliced from 2 exons. NCBI's taxonomy places the organism in Eukaryota, Metazoa, Arthropoda, Insecta, Diptera, Ceratopogonidae. Gene Ontology annotation, cellular component: ubiquitin ligase complex; PcG protein complex.
AACAAAAAAGUUCAAAACAAAUUAUUUUCGUGUUUCGUGGAAAGUAGGCCGCAUUAAAGCUCCAAUUCACGUGAAAAGUGUCACAAAAGGUUCCGUGCGCUGCAUUUGACAAGAAUGACGGUCGUUCCGAGCGAUAAAACGUGGGAUUUGUCCCUUUACGAGUUGCAUCGCGUCCCUCAGCCCAUCGUCACAGAUAACACGGAAAUUGCCGUGUCGCCCCGCUCCCUGCACUCCGAACUCAUGUGUCCCAUUUGCCUCGACAUGCUGAAGAAAACGAUGACGACGAAGGAAUGUCUCCAUCGCUUUUGCAGCGAUUGCAUCAUCACGGCACUCCGGAGCGGCAACAAAGAAUGCCCAACUUGUCGUAAAAAGCUCGUUUCGAAGCGUUCCCUACGCCCGGAUCCGAAUUUCGACUUGCUCAUUAGCAAAAUCUAUCCGAGUCGCGACGAAUACGAGGCAAUACAGGAACGCGUGCUCGCCAAAGUGAACCAAUGUCACUCGCAACAGGCGCUCGUCAACUCAAUCACGGAAGGCAUCAAGUCGCAGCAACAAAUUCGCCCGGGACGCACCAAGAAAGACGGGCAUCAUCAUCAUCGCGAGCAUCGGGACUCGGGAAAUUCGACAAAUUCGAAUGCAACGGCGGCAAGCGGAGCAGCAAAUGGUGAUGCGCCGACGUCACAAACGCAAGUUGAUCGUCCGUCGAAUCCGCCGUCGGUGAGAAGCACUCCGUCGCCAUCGCCAUCGACCACGAGUUCCAUGAGCAAGAUGAAACGCACGCAAUCGAUGCAACAAUCGGGCGACGAGAGUGAAACAAGUGCGUCAGAAUCGCGUUUGGAUGGCGACGAAUCGUGUUUGGAUACGGAAGAGGGAUCGGAAUAUGGCAUUGAUGAACUUGAGCUGGUGUUUAAGCCACAUCCGACAGAAAUGACGCCCGAUAAUCCGCUCAUGAAGGCUUUGAAGGAGAAUGCGGUGCGAUAUUUGAAGACCACAGCUAAUGCAACAGUUGAUCAUUUAAGCAAAUACCUGGCAAUGCGAUUGACGAUCGACCUUGAAAAACAAGCUCCCGAGCAUCGUUUACUCAACUUUUGCAUCUACAUCAUGCCCCAAAAUGAACAGACCCUUGCUGCUGGCACUCCGGGCAACACAAAUGGCGCUUCGACAUCCGCGAGCAGUGGCGAUCAACUCGUUGUGCUACCUGGAUCCUAUUCGCUCGCACAAAUAUCCGAACAGUAUUGGAAGGUAAGUAAACCGAUGGAGCUCUUUUACACGUGGAAGAAAUCCUAGAAGUUAAGGGACUUUCGAAAAGGCUCCGCGGCAAAGAAAUAAUGAAAAAAGGCAGAUUUUAACGAAUAUUUUUGUGAAAUUCUUUUAUUUUUUUUUAACGUGUAAGGAAUCUCGAGUGUGAGAAAAAGUAGAUUUUAAGAGGAUAAAAUUAAAAUAAAUGUCAAUAAAAA